Molecule: messenger RNA, 723 nt
Organism: Fusarium proliferatum ET1
Lineage: Eukaryota; Fungi; Ascomycota; Sordariomycetes; Hypocreales; Nectriaceae
Exons: 2
Coding region: 1-723 (240 amino acids)
Source: RefSeq, a predicted model, not a curated record
AUGGCCAGAGCCAGGCCAAAUGGGAAUUCAUUUGAUCACUCCGACCAACGGAACCAUUUUCUUCUGCAAAACUGUCUCGAACGCCUCAAAGAUUGGCGGCGGAACACCCCGGAAAAUAUCAUGACCGUUAAAGUAACCAUCGAUAUACACUACCAUGUCGUCCUUCUUAACCUUUAUGAACCAGGCCUUUACUAUAAUCACGAGUCUCAAGAUUUUCGCCCUCCUUAUGCAAUACAGACUUUUCUGUCUACGACUACAUUCGAUCCAGAUACGCCACAGUAUAUUGAUACGCGUAUAAAGUGCCUAAAUGCGGCUCGGAACCUAAUACAGUUGUUCCUGCAAUUCUCCUCAAAGGCUCUACAACAAGUUCCUGUUGUCGUCUUUACCAGGAUGAUGUAUACUGUUGUCAUGGUCAUCAAGCUCGAAGUUUUAAAUGGGCCGACCAUUCAUAGAAAGGAUGUGUCUGAGGCUGGACAGAAUUUUGCUCUAGAUUUGAUAAGUCUUGUAAUCGAAAAGCUCAAACUGUCAUCGGACAUGGGAAGCUUCUCUAUUCCAGCAACUUUCCAUGCCGUGUUGGGGAGACUGCACAGCCGUUGUGUCGAUAGCUAUUGGUGUUUGGUUAUGGGACAGAAUGAGAUCAAUGAGACAGUCAAACCUCUGAUGAACCUUGAAGUUCAAAAUUCGAGCAAAGAGAAAGAAGGCACACUUUUAAGAGCAUAUUAA